Molecule: messenger RNA, 2227 nt
Organism: Musa acuminata subsp. malaccensis (wild Malaysian banana)
Lineage: Eukaryota; Viridiplantae; Streptophyta; Magnoliopsida; Zingiberales; Musaceae
Product: transcription factor GAMYB-like
Source: RefSeq, a predicted model, not a curated record
UUCACCUCCCUCUCCCCCCGGUCCUCCGCGCGGAGCUUGAUUGGCUGAUACUCCGAUCUUCUCUGGCUGUCUCACCAUAUCUCCUCCGCGUUCCUUGCUCGGUCACCGCGCCAAUUCCUGCACGCUCUUCGAAUUAGGUCUUGGGAAAUGAAUCAUUUGUCAACUAAGAGUGAUAUGGAAAUGAUUCCAGAAGCCCACAUGGACAUGCUUUCAGUGGAUGAAGGUAGGAGAGGGAAAUCAGUGAGUAAGGAUGGUCAGGUUUUGAAGAAGGGACCUUGGACAUCUGCGGAGGAUGCACUUUUGGUUGAAUAUGUUAAAGAGCAUGGGGAGGGAAAUUGGAAUGCAGUUCAGAAAAACUCAGGGCUGUCUCGAUGUGGUAAAAGCUGUCGUCUGCGAUGGGCUAAUCAUCUCAGGCCAAAUCUAAAGAAAGGUGCCUUUACGCCAGAAGAGGAGCAACUGAUCAUUAAACUUCAUGCUAAGAUGGGCAACAAAUGGGCUCAGAUGGCCACACAAUUACCUGGCCGCACCGAUAAUGAGAUUAAGAACUUUUGGAACACACGAAUAAAGAGACUCCAGCGUGCUGGUUUACCCCUGUAUCCUCCUAAUGUUUGUUGUCAAGCUUCAGAUGGAGAUCAGCAAACUCAAAUUGUCAGCUCUGUAACCCAACACCAGAAUGACAUCUUGCAGGGAAACAACUUCAAUUUUCCUGAUAUUGUAUUUGAGAACUUCGACCCUGAUCAUGGGGAUUUAUCUUAUGCUUCCUCAUUUCCAGAUAUCUCAAUGAGUCGCAUGUGUCAAGGGUUUGAAUCCCAAGACCAUGGGUACACAAAUAUGUUGAAUAAUGUUGAACAGCUUCGAGACUCCGAAACCAUAAAUGUUGGCUACUAUAGCACUUUCUACAGUGGGCUUCCCUCAGUAUCUCAAUUUCCAUUUGAGCCAUCUGGAAAGAUACAGUUAGCAUUUGGCUUAGAUAAUCCAUAUGAUCCUGAUGCCAACAUCAAGAACCUGGCAACUUUUGGAGGUGAAAUUUCUCUCAGCCAUGCCUUAUCAAAUGGCAAUUUCUCUGCUUCUAGGCCCCUUCCCGGAGCUUGGAAGUUGGAGCUCCCUUCACUCCAACAUGCAGAAAUUGAUGACAGUAGCUGGACUGCAUACCAUUCCACAGCACAUCUUGAGGCAGUUGAUACAUAUGUUGAAUCCUCUCCAACAGCUGUCUCAUUGCAAUCUGAAUGCAUUUCACCAAGGAGCAGCGGUUUACUAGAGGUGAUGCUUCAUGAGGCACAGGCACUAAGCAACUCAAAGAGACAUUCAUCUCAGAAGAGCUCGAGUUCUUCUGCUAUCACACAUAAUGAAAUGUUGGAAAGUUCAGGCCUUAACUUCUUUGAUAUCGGGUGGGAAGAUUGCAAUGACCCAAUUUCUCCCUUGGGCUGUUCUGCUGCUUCUAUCUUCAAUGAGUUCAUGCCUCCCAUCAAUGGCAGUUCAAUUCAUGAGUUUCUACCUUCCGAGUCUACAACCGUUUCUGCAGGUUCACUAAAUAUCAUGGCUGUUGCUGAACAAAUUUCAACCCCUAAUGUGGAGGAGAAACACGUCUUAUCUCAAACAGAUUUCCCUGAACCUGAAGCUGUACUGGGAUCAGGUUGGCUCGAGGAAAGUUCUCAAGCUGGAAAAGAUUGUUUUGUUUCGAAUGAUGCAAUAGCAACACUCUUGGAUCAAGACUUUUGCAAAGAUACCAAGAUGGUGCCUGCUGGGGCAUCAUCUAAUCCUCUGCAAGGAUUUGGGCUUGAAUCUUAUCCAUGGAAUAAGAUGCCUGAUGCGUGUCAAAUGCCCGAGCUUCCUUGACCUUGAUCGUGGGACUCCAAAAUUCUGCUUACCAUUGGUUACAGGUAUGAAGUUUUCCUGAGAAAUGGUCAUGGAGGACUUCAUCUUGUUGGCUCAUAUGAUCAUUGUUAAUGCUUCUUUCAGAUUGAUCACGACAGGUCGUGUGUUUUCUUGUGAAAAUUGUUGCUGCAAGUAGGCUUUUCUUAUCGUGUAAUAAACACACGGGCCUGUUCAGCAUGAGUGCUAUCUGUCACGUUUCUCCUGAGAACAGUUAUUAGUACUGUGGAUUGUAGUUUCUUCACGGUUUGGUUUUACUGUCAUGUAGCAUUUGUAAUUGCAUGAAUGAUUCUGUGGAUUCUUUAGAAUCAUUUUGUUGAAGAAGAGAAUUGUGGUUCUCAUGCUUUCUUUGUUA